Molecule: messenger RNA, 2001 nt
Organism: Fusarium coffeatum
Lineage: Eukaryota; Fungi; Ascomycota; Sordariomycetes; Hypocreales; Nectriaceae
Exons: 3
Coding region: 1-2001 (666 amino acids)
Molecular function (GO): protein binding
Source: RefSeq, a predicted model, not a curated record
AUGUGGAUCUCAAUCUCUCCAGCAAGCCAAUUUCGCCAGGACCUGGUGGUUCUAUCCUUAUUACUGUUUUUCGUCAAUUUCACAGUUCAACAACGGGAUCCUAUAUCGAAUUAUUGCCGGAGAUGGGGCCAUCAAAGUGCAGUUGUCGACGACAAGCUAUACAUCGGCGGAGGACUGGUUACCUAUGAUGGAGGAUCAUCACAGAAUGUGUCCAAUCCUUACUUUAUCUACCAUGAUUUGAGUAGUGUCACCAGUUCAGGCAUGCCACAGCCAUACGCGAAUUUGAGUAAGAACUCGACUGUGCCAGAUGUUAGUGGUGGGGUAUUUUGGCCCGAUACGGUCAACAAGAAGAUAUAUCUUUUCGGGGGCGAAUAUAAUGGUAUCCCGCCUUGGGACUUUGAUCUAUACGCCUACGACAUUAUCAACGAUGAAUGGGACAACCUCGGGGUUUCCAGGACCGACAACAUCAUCGGACUCAGCUAUGGCGCUGGUGUCUCUAUUCCAGAUCGUGGAGAGGCUUACUACUAUGGUGGAUGGAUGAACAAUGCGACAGUUCCGGAUUGGGGCGACGCUCCUCAGAUACCAACGUCUUAUCUGCUGCGAUAUGAGAUGGAUACGAACAAUUGGUCCAACGACACCGGUCCCGAUAACACAGGUCGUGCAGAAGGCGUGAUGGUCCACAUCCCAGCCGGAGAUGGUGGAAUGCUUGUCUACUUUGGAGGAAUCCGUGCCACCGACGAUGGCGGCUGGGAAGGUCAGCCGAUGGAUCAGAUUAUCUUAUAUGAUGUUCUGAGUGGUAAGAGCUAUUUCCAAAAUGCAACAGGCGAUGUUCCAGAGUCACGUCGACGAUUCUGUGCAGGUGCUACGUGGGUGGAGGACCAGUCUUCCUACAACAUUUACCUUUAUGGAGGCGCUGGUGAAGAGGAAGGAAGCCUUGGAUUCGACGACAUUUAUAUCUUGACACUGCCCACCUUUACUUGGAUCAAAAUGUACCCCGACGGCAAUAGUACUGGCAGCUAUCCUCAUCAUAGCUUCAGCUGCAACGUGGUAAACGACGCCCAGAUGUUUAUUCAUGGAGGUUUCUUCCCUCUCAACGACGACUGCGACGUUCCCGAUCAAUGGGGUCUACACGACAUGUCCUUGGGCAGACAAAACAAGGAUAAAGCUCCGUGGAUGCUGUACGAUCCUGAUUUGACCACAUAUGCCGUCCCGACAGAUAUUAUCUCCGUUGUAGGAGGAAACUCAAAGGGUGGUGCUACCAAAACAGCACCAUCGGGUGGUUUUGACCACCGAGAUCUCACAGCCCUCAUGACACGAACAGCUUCAGCAGGAACUCGAACGGCAACACGAAAUGUAUCGGGCGCGACUGCAACAGGGGAUUCUGAUUCGGAUAACAAACUGCCCACCGGCGCCAUAGUGGGUAUUGCAGUCGGAGGAGCAGUUGUCCUUCUAGGUGUGCUUUUGGCUGGUUUCUGCCUCAUACGAAGACGUCGAGCUCGACGGGAACGAGUUGGAUCCCAACAACCAAUGGCCCAGCCUUACGAUUAUCACCACCCUGCUCACCCAUCUAUCGCCUCGAACCAGUACUCGCCUGGUCCCUGGAGCCCACAAUCAGCAAGCUUCAAUCCUUCAAGCCCAACUGGAUUGACUAUGCAGCAGACUGCUCAGUCUUAUACGGGACCGCCAGUUGAACUUCCAUCAGGAGGCCCCGAGGACACUUCACGUGAUUCUCCAUAUGCACAACCGGGCUCAGCAGUUGAGCCAAAGUACGAUGCACAGGGCAAUCUUUGGAUUCCCCAAGUGAGUACUGUACAAAUCCCGGACCAAAAUCAUUCUCCGGGAAGCCCUCCCUACUACGAAGGGACGAUGGGCUCUAAUUCAUCCAAGAACGGGACAGGAUAUUUUACAUCAGAUACUCCCCAGCCCCAGGAACUUGCGACAGAAAGACGCACCUCCUAUGUUCCAGGGCAGCCAGUCCACCAGACAUAUUACCACCCAUAA